UCCCAACCCAUUUCUCUACAAAAUAAAAUUAAUAUAUACAUAUUUUCAUAAUUUGUUAUACCUUUUUUUGGAAUACAAAUCUUGAUAUCAUUUUUUUUAUUAUUAUUAUAUAAAAGAUGGCACAAAGAACAGAAAAAGAAGAAACAGAAUUCAAAAGUGUCCCGGAAACAAUAACCUUAUGUAUCAACAACUGUGGUGUUGUAGGGAAUCCAUCAACAAAAAACAUGUGUCAAAAUUGUUUCAAUACUGUCACGUCAGCAUCUCCUUCAUCAUCAUCUGCAUCGGUUACGUUGUCGUUACAACAACGUAACCGAAGAUCUGGGGGAUUAAUAAGAUCCCCCACAAAGUCAAACGUUAAUAUUAAUGACGAUUUGGUGUUGGUUCCCGAUGAGACAGCUGGCAGAAGUACGGAUACUGUUGAUGAUGUGGUUAAAAAACCGACAAAAGUUGUCAACAGAUGUUCUGGGUGUAGAAAACGUGUCGGUUUGACAGGUUUUAGGUGUCGGUGUGGUGAUUUGUAUUGUGCCGAACAUCGGUAUUCAGAUCGACAUGAUUGUAGCUAUGAUUAUAAGACAGCGGGACGUGAAGCUAUUGCUAGAGAUAAUCCGGUUGUUAAAGCGGCUAAAAUUGUUAGGAUUUGAUUUGAAAAAAAAAAGGAAAAGAAAAAGUUAUUGUUCUAUGUUGAUGUUUGGAUUUGAUCUAGGUGAUCACCAGCUCGAUUUCUGAUUUUUUUUUUUUAAAUUUAAUAUUAUAUAAAGUAUAAUUUAUUGUGAAAAAUGAAAUGAAUUAAUGGAAAUUUUAAUGUUUGAA
Erigeron canadensis is the source of this 810-nucleotide messenger RNA. Its product is annotated as zinc finger A20 and AN1 domain-containing stress-associated protein 5. Gene Ontology annotation, molecular function: DNA binding; zinc ion binding; ubiquitin-protein transferase activity. The transcript has a single exon. Gene Ontology annotation, biological process: protein ubiquitination. Bases 117 to 641 code for a protein of 174 amino acids. The record is from RefSeq and is a predicted model, not a curated record. NCBI's taxonomy places the organism in Eukaryota, Viridiplantae, Streptophyta, Magnoliopsida, Asterales, Asteraceae.